Cadophora gregata is the source of this 1161-nucleotide messenger RNA. RefSeq lists its product as uncharacterized. Bases 1 to 1161 code for a protein of 386 amino acids. Lineage: Eukaryota; Fungi; Ascomycota; Leotiomycetes; Helotiales; Ploettnerulaceae. The record is from RefSeq and is a predicted model, not a curated record. The transcript is spliced from 3 exons.
AUGUCCCAAGAUGAAAAAGGAAUCUGUCCUGUGGGUGGAGAUUGGUAUACAUGCACAGCUCAAUCACCAACCUUCUUUGGUUGUUGUAUCAGUAAUCCAUGCCGUGGUGACAAUAGAGGAUGUCCCACUUCCAACUUGCGAGCUGCUGGAAUAGGAAGUGGUACCAAUCCGGAUACCACAGAGAAUGGAACCUAUUUUCCUAACACGCAAUGUGCGAAAGGGCUGUGGUGGACCUGCGAUGUCCCUCAACGACCUACAUUCCAAGGAUGUUGUGAAGUCAAUCCGUGUAAUGGAGUCGGUUGCCCAGCAGGUUCUCUCCAGCCAGCAGCUUUCAAAACAAUUCCUUCGGAGCUUUCACCUACUGCCACAAGUGCUUCCAGCUCAUCAAUUCUUUCUGCAACUCAGACAUCCAAUUCGACUCCAUUGCCAAAGAACACCAGCUCUGGUGCUAAUAUUGGAGCAAUCGCUGGAGGGGUUGGUGGAGGUCUUGCGAUACUCCUCAUAGGUUUGACGAUCUUGUGGUUUUGUCGAAGACGGAGGCACAAGCAGUCUGUUGCAGGAGCUUACUUGGCGGGUGCUUCCGAACAUUCUCCAAUCAACGAAUCUAAGUCACAAAAGCCUAAUCGCUACUCUCUUCUAGGCAUGCCGAUCUCGAAGAAAUACAUUCCAGUUUCCCUGAGCUCGCCACCAUUGAGCCCUGGCCCUCCGCCUUAUCAGAGCCCCCAACAAUCACCAAAUCCCAAUGUUCACGAGAUCGACUCGACCCACCUCCAUGAAGUUGCAGAUGACGUUCCACCUACUGCCGCAGUUCAAGCACUCCGUAGGGGCCCAAUGGCACAUGAACUGGAUACCCCGACCGCAAAACCCAUUAUGCAGAGCGUCAACGAAGUAGUUGGAGUGCCAAAUCCCGCUCAAGAGAGCAGAUGGGCAACAAGGCCGACUGGAAUGGCGAUUGUUGAGAUUGGAGAUGGAACUCCUCAAGGUAGAGCUGCCUCGCCUGUUAGUGCAAUGCAAAGUCCCAACCUGAAUCAACGUGAGAGCACAGUCAGCCAUGACAGUCCUCGAAGUACCUUUGUCAUUGGGAUGGCGCGUCCGAACGAAAAUGAGAUUCACCAAGAAGGCCAGCAGGGUUUUGUGGGCUGGCAGAAUCUGAAGCCAUGA